AUGAAGAGAACGUCAAUAUCUUCGCAACGGAGCAACGAGAGAAGCCCUCUUCUCUCCGCUCAGCAACCCACAUCAAGUCGGCCUUCAGAAGAUGCGAUCCCUUCUCGUUCCCUCUCACCUGCAUUCAAAGCCUCUGCGCUUCCAGCAUCCGCAACAAGAUCACGUAAAGUCUCGAUCACCACAAGGCCAUCAUUCGAUCAACAAGAUGCACCCGAAACAGCACGCCUUCUCGAUCGGACUCCAGACAGCAGUCCAAUUCAAGACCGUCAUCAUUCCAUCUCUGCCUCUGGCGACAUUGAGCGCGGUAGCUCGUUCGAAGAUCACGAUGGCAUCAACGAGCUUCCCUUCCCAUCCCAACAGGAUCCUUCAAAGCUUCUACGUCCGAAGAACUAUCGCAUGAAGAACAACGCUUCCAAGUUGAGAGGCUUUAUUCAGCGGAAUGAGGGUAUCCUACUCCUCGGUCUGGCUCAGUUGUUCUUCUCGACAAUGAACUUCUUCUAUAAGCUGAUUAACAUGCUUCCACCAGAAGAGAGUGCACCCGUCACGGCGCUCGAAAUCAUCCUAAUCAGGAUGUCCAUCACUUGGGUUGGUUGUGUCGGCUUCAUGCUCGUUUCUGGUGUCGAGAAUCCAUUUUUGGGGCCCAAGGAAGUUCGUAAGCUUUUGGCUUUGCGAGGCUUUGUUGGCUUCUUUGGUCUUUUCGGUCUAUACUACUCACUUCAGUUCCUAUCGCUUGCCGAUGCGACUGUCAUCACCUUCUUGGCUCCUCUCGCUACUGGCUUGCUCGGCUUGCUCGUACUUGGUGAGCCAUUCACCCUUCGUGAGGCAUUGGGUGGUAUCAUCAGUCUAUCAGGUGUCGUCUUGAUUGCACGACCGGCUUUCAUCUUUGGUCGUAAGGCUGCUGAUUCCGACCUCGACCAUCCACUCACUGUCGAUCUCCUCAAUGUGACCGACACUGAUGGCCACAAUGCUACCCUCCAAGCAGGCGUCGCCGUCCUCAAGCAUCUCGUGCAGAACUUGACUGCAACUGAUGUCUUGAGACGAAACAGCGCCAACACGACGCUGAUUAACGGCGCAGAUGGCCUAGUCGCCAUUGACGGCGUCACUGAGAAGCAGCGUCUUUUUGCUGUUGGUCUUGCAUUGCUAGGAGUCUGUGGAGGCGCGGGAGCGUACAUCACCAUCCGUGCUAUCGGUCAUCGAGCAUCAGCAACCCAUUCAGUCGCUUACUUCUCGCUCUACUCGACCAUCGUUAGCGGCUUCCUAAUGUGGUUUACAGGGACACACUUCCUCCUCCCCACUCAGCCAAAGUGGAUCGCACUUCUUGUGUGCGUCGGAAUCUUCGGUCUCGCUGCACAGAUCUUGCUGGCUAUGGGUCUACAGCGAGAAAAGGCAGCAAGGGCUGUAUCGCUGACGUAUUUGCAGAUCGUUUAUGCAUCCUUGUAUCAGUUAGUCUUCCUGCACGUGCCGAUUCAGCCACUGAGUGGCUUAGGGAUGCUUAUUAUCCUCGUUUCUGCUGCCUGGGUGGCUGCUGCCAAGGCCUGA
Molecule: messenger RNA, 1539 nt
Organism: Ustilago hordei
Lineage: Eukaryota; Fungi; Basidiomycota; Ustilaginomycetes; Ustilaginales; Ustilaginaceae
Exons: 3
Coding region: 1-1539 (512 amino acids)
Cellular component (GO): membrane
Source: RefSeq, a predicted model, not a curated record